Molecule: messenger RNA, 1128 nt
Organism: Dacryopinax primogenitus
Lineage: Eukaryota; Fungi; Basidiomycota; Dacrymycetes; Dacrymycetales; Dacrymycetaceae
Exons: 6
Coding region: 1-1128 (375 amino acids)
Source: RefSeq, a predicted model, not a curated record
AUGCAAUCGACUUUUGCCAUGGCUGCACCCUCCACAGAAUACAUCCCCGCUGAAGAAGCCAUUUCAAAGAACAUGGCCAUGCAGCGCCCCAAGGUUACCACAGCACGGCUACCAAGUGACGCAUCUGCAUACAAGAAGAAAAUUGGCAAUGUCAUGGCAGUCAUUCCCAAGGACCAGAAGGAGAGGGGAAAAUGGCUAAAGGAGGCGGAAAAGGUGGGGAAGAUGUGGGCUGCAAUGACAAAGCUCUUGCUGGACGAGCCGUGCGCACUGCGGCUCCUGGAUGAGGGGCAGGUGCUGUUCCUCAGUCCCCAUAUGCAGAUGCUGUGGGAGUUCUUGGCAGAGGAUAUGAACCGGGCGACAGAUUGGAAGGCACACCAUCUUGGUGCACCCAUUGGCGUGGAGAAUGAAGAUCUGCCCCUCGAAGCCUGGGUGAAAGACAACGAUGAUGCAGGCCCAAUGCCCCCAGUGAUUGCGGCAUUACACAAAGAGGAUACUGAAGACAGCAGCGUGCUCCCUGGUGACUCGCAGGAGACGGAUCAGCUGGCCAGCAAUUUGCAAAAACAAGUCAUCCUGGUCGCCAAGCCUCUUAUUAGUGGGACGCUCCCUUGGGGCGGUAUCCCAGCUGCGGUACUUGCACCCACAAGUGCGGAAGGUGGUCCAUCCACAACGAUAACCAAGGUGGAAGAAGAGGGGGCUGCACAUGCAAAGGUGGCAGCCACUGAAGUGGAGCAGGAGGAGGCAAAGGAGGCUGCCGCAGUAGAGGCUGCAGUGGCAAUGGAUGUCAUGGAAAAGAAAGAGGAUAAACCGAAACAUCCCAAGCCGCGCUGGAGUUUUCAGAAGACCAUGACCGUGUCACCCCCGAAUGAUUCCAAUGAGGUGGAGUUGGUGAAUAAUGCGCUGCCUGGGAGGACGACUGAACAAUUGGCGACUUUCAUCCCUGCGAGUGCGAAAGCGCGUCCUCCCUGCAGUAGGGGGAACACCAUGGAGUCCCAUAUGGUAGAAGUUGUCGUCCCUCAGAGGGUUAUGGUGAAACCCGUCUCCCCCAUAACUAUGAAGGCCGGCAAGGGCACAAAGAACAAGGGGAAGGCCCAGCUCGGCGCCUGGAAUGCACCUGAGCCGACAAAUUAA